Messenger RNA from Helianthus annuus (common sunflower), 1902 nucleotides. RefSeq lists its product as uncharacterized. The transcript has 8 exons. NCBI's taxonomy places the organism in Eukaryota, Viridiplantae, Streptophyta, Magnoliopsida, Asterales, Asteraceae. The record is from RefSeq and is a predicted model, not a curated record. Bases 283 to 1734 code for a protein of 483 amino acids. Gene Ontology annotation, molecular function: protein binding.
CACUUAAUUUUUCUUACAUUCACGCUCACUCACUCAAGCGGCACUUCGUCUCUUCUAGGGUACAUAUUACUCAACAAAUUUCUUCACAAUUCGGUACCAAUUGCUUGUAAUUUGUACAAAUAAUUGCUCAGGACCACCACCAAGCCAAAAACCCUAACAAUUCGUUCCAGAAUCCUGCAAUUUACGGUUUUUUCCGUCCAAAUUGGUGAAAUUUGAAGUAUUGAAUGUUUAAAUUGAAGUUUUAGGGUUUUGAGGUGUGUUGUGCGGUAGAGAAAGGGGGAAAUGAUGGACGGACGGAGGAUAACGGCGAGUCCACGGCCGUGCAGUGGGCGGAGAGUGGUGGCGAAGAAGCGCCGGCGUGGUGGCGGUGAUGGGUUUUUGAAUAGUGUUAAGAAGCUUCAGAGGAGGGAGAUUUGUUCGAAACGACGUCGUUCUUUUGGUGUGUGUGAUGCUCAGGAGAGAUUCAGAAAUAUCCGAUUACAGGAGGAGUAUGAUACCCAUGAUCCAAAGGGACACUGUUCUAACGUAUUGCCGUUUCUUAAGAAGAGGUCGAAAAUCGUUGAGAUUGUUGCUGCGUGUGAUAUAGUCUUUGCUCUUGCACAAUCUGGAAUCUGUGCAGCAUUCAGUCGAGAGACUAACCAGAGGAUAUGCUUUCUGAACGUGAGUCCUGAUGAAGUUAUAAGAAGCUUGUUUUACAAUAAAAACAACGAUUCACUCAUUACGGUUUCAGUCUAUGCAUCGGACAGUUUUAGUUCCUUGAAAUGUAGAACAACAGGGAUCGAAUACAUUCGGAGAGGUAAGCCCGAUGCAGGUUUUCCUCUUUUCGAGUCGGAGUCUUUGAAAUGGCCUGGUUUUGUGGAGUUUGAUGAUGUUAAUGGCAAAGUACUUACGUUCUCAGCACAAGAUAGCAUCUACAAGGUGUUCGAUUUGAAAAAUUACAUGAUGCUAUACUCUAUAUCAGAUAAAAAUGUUCAAGAGAUCAAAAUAAGCCCUGGAAUCAUGCUGUUAAUAUUCAAUAAAGCGAGUGGUCAUGUACCUCUCAAGAUUCUAUCCAUUGAAGAUGGAACCGUUUUGAAAACUUUCAACCAUCUUCUUCACCGAAACAAGAAAGUGGAUUUCAUUGAACAGUUCAAUGAAAAACUUCUUGUCAAGCAAGAGAAUGAGAAUCUUCAGAUUCUUGAUGUACGUAAUUCUGAGCUAACAGAAGUUAGCAGGACAGAAUUUAUGACACCGUUGGCUUUCAUCUUUCUGUAUGAGAACCAAUUGUUCUUGACAUUUAGAAACAGAACGGUGGCUGUCUGGAACUUUCGUGGGGAGCUUGUGACUUCGUUUGAAGAUCAUUUGUUGUGGCAUCCAGACUGCAACACUAACAACAUAUACAUCACAAGUGAUCAAGAUCUUAUAAUAUCGUAUUGCAAAGCUGAUCCAGAUGAUUCUGUCACAGAAGGAAACGCAGCAGGUUCCAUCAAUAUCAGCAAUAUUCUAACUGGAAAAUGUCUUGCUAAAGUGAAGGCGGUGAGUGGUGUAACAAUGGAUGAAUGCCUCUGUAGUGACAUAAUCAAAUCUACGGGGAAAGGAUGCCAGUGCAACUCGAAGCAACGGGCCCAGGGCAGGAGGAUCACGAGCUCUGUUACAGAAGCCUUGGAGGAUAUCACUGCACUUUUCUAUGAUGAAGAGCGUAACGAGAUUUAUACCGGUAAUAGGCUCGGUUUAGUCCAUGUGUGGUCUAACUAGGAACUAAUGUUGUAUCUGGGUUUGAUGCCCAUUGGGAAUACUGUAUACCCAUUUUAGAAAGUUUGGUUUAGAAAUCCAUGUUCAUUCCUUUUUUUUUGAACAGCUAAUUUCUUUAAUCCCCUUGUCGUCUAUAAUUUAUAAUUUAACUUCUAGAUGUCGGUUAAUGUA